Messenger RNA from Theileria equi strain WA, 1665 nucleotides. Its product is annotated as protein kinase domain containing protein. Gene Ontology annotation, biological process: protein phosphorylation. Gene Ontology annotation, molecular function: ATP binding; protein kinase activity. The record is from RefSeq and is a predicted model, not a curated record. NCBI's taxonomy places the organism in Eukaryota, Apicomplexa, Aconoidasida, Piroplasmida, Theileriidae. The transcript is spliced from 5 exons. Bases 416 to 1618 code for a protein of 400 amino acids.
GCACUGAGAGUCAGUCCUUAGAUUCGUAACCACCUGAGAUUGUGCAUAACACUUUGCACAAAAUCCACAUUUAUGUUCUUCAGGUUGGAUUCGCGUGUUUUGGUAAUGCUUCAGCUUCGUUGGAACUGUGACGCCACCGUGACCGUCCAGCACAAGGACCGAUUUAAAGUAUGGAUUACUUAUGUAUGAAUAAGAAAACAGAGCUAUAGAGGCGGUCUUUGCUAUAUAUCACAGUUUUAUGUGUACUCUGCUAGGCUCGACUAUUUUCUUGGCUCCUAACGCUUUGGAUUCCUGUAUCUUGUGGCAAAGACUAGCUCUUUGAGAUCCUCAAGUCAUAAUGGCAUAUUUUUUAAACUUUAGGGGAGCUUCAAACUAGUCCAGCUCAUCAUACCGUAAAUUCCAACAGCUCGGAAUCAUGGGUUCGUCUCAGAGCAGGUUCGGCGACGAAUACACACUCGGCCAGUGCAUAGCUCAUGGAGUAUCAUCGCAAGUAAGGGAAUGCAGGAACGAAAAGGACGGGAAUGUAUAUGUAGUAAAGAUUUACUCGUCAAACUGUGAGAUCGCAAACGCCAUACGCUAUGAAACUUUUAUACGAAAGAAGAGCAACAUCAGCAUCAUACCAAAUAUACUACAACUAAAGGACUGCUUCUUUGAAGAGUACUACAUUUAUUAUAUAUCGCAACGUUAUACCGGUAAAGACAUUCUUACCUCUGUUACCCACGGAUUAAAGUAUACAGAGAAUGACCUUGUACAUUAUUUUCAGCAAAUAUUUGUUGCACUCAGCACAUUGCAUGAUGCUAACAUUGUUCACAGGAGUAUUAGUGCUCACAAUAUUGUGUUUCUCGACCAAGAAUGCAAAAAUUUGGUGUUACGAGGAUUCAGGUUGUGUUUAAACUCAUCUUUCACUUUUUUUAGGUAUAUGAUAAACCUGAAUGAGUUACCAAAGUUUGGAGCAAUUAUUGAGCAUUCACUGCAGUAUUUAUCGCCAGAAAUUAUUUUACAAAGUACGACAGUAGCAAACGCGGCAAAGAGUGAUGUUUGGGCAUGUGGAGUUAUCCUCUAUGUUCUCUUGUUUGGAGUCCCUUUAUUCUCUAUAAACCAAACGUUGGAAAAAUAUAGCCAUGAAGUCAUAAACGGUCUAAUACGUUGGGACCAUGAGUCUCCUCUACUCUCCAAAGAUUCGUUAGCAAUCGACUUUUGUAAGUCGUUAUUGAGAGUGAAUCCGGAGGAGAGACUUUCGGCAAAGGAUGCACUUUUGCAUCCAUGGUUACGAGAUGAAAGGAUUCAACAGUGUAGUAUAGAUGUUGCUUCAUCAAACUUUUACGGAAAGGUCAAGAAUACUAUAGAGGAGCUCAACGCUCUGGAGCGUCGCACCUGUAUAAAAUAUUCCCAAAAGUUUGACGAUGCGACGUUGAGGGGUAUACCGCUUAUUCUUCGGAAGAUAUCAUCUAUUCCAUACAAUUUAUCCUCGAAAUCCACGAGAAGAUAUGACCCAGAAAAGUCCGCCAGACAGAGAGAUCCAGGAUGCUUCCCCAAAUGUCUAACUCUUUUAAGGCAUAGAAAGUUUGGACGUAAUUCUCCAGACACUAGAGCUCUGUUUGAAAUGGUACCAGAGUAACUUAUGGGAUGGACAACACCACCUCACUUUAAAUGUGUAUUAGUAUC